AUGACUCGACCAAAUGAAAUCCAUCAAUUCAAUUUUGGACCUAUUACAGCUUACUCUUUUAAUAAAGAUAGAACUCAGGUUGCCAUCUGUCCAAAUAACAACGAAGUACAAAUUUAUCAAAAGUCUAGUGGAAAUUGGGAUUUAAUUCAUACAUUGGUUGAGCAUGAUAAACUUAUUACAAGUAUCGAUUGGGCACCUGAAACUAAUCAAUUAGUUACAUGUUCUCAAGAUCGUAAUGCAUAUGUAUGGAAACUUGAUGCAGCCACAAACAAAUGGAAACCAACUUUAGUUCUGUUAAGAAUUAAUCGAGCAGCUACAUUUGUUCGAUGGUCACCCAAAGAAGACAAAUUUGCUGUUGCAUCUGGAGCACGUUCAAUAUCCAUUUGUUAUUUUGAUGAAGAAUAUGAUUGGUGGACUGCUAAACUUCUCAAGAGACCAAUAAGGAGUACUGUUUUGAGUCUUGACUGGCAUCCAAAUAAUGUUAUUAUAGCAGCUGGUUGUGCUGACUUCAAGGCAUAUGUUUUAUCUGCAUUUAUUAAGGGUGUUGAUCAAAAGCCAGCCUCUACAGCUUGGGGUAAUAAAUUUCCAUUUAACACAGUUUGCGGAGAAUAUUCAAAUGGUGGUGGAGGUUGGAUUCACAGUGUUUCAUUUUCACCUAGUGGUGAUGCAUUAGCAUUUACUGGUCAUGAUUCACAACUUAGUAUUGUUUAUCCAGGUGUUGGUGUUCAAAAAAUUAGGGUUACAAAUUUACCAUAUUUAAGUUUAGUUUGGCUUUCUGAAGAUAAAUUAUUGGCAGCAGGUUAUGAUUGUGCACCAGCAUUAUUUGAAAGACAAGAUAAUCAAGAAUGGAAAUUUUCCAAAGUGAUUGAUGUUGGAAAGAAAAAAGUUGUAGGUGAAUCUACAGCCUUUAAUAGAUUUCGUGAUAUGGAUACACGUGGAACUUCAAGCCAUUCUGAUGAUUCAAAAUUUACAAUUCAUCAAAACACCAUCACGUAA
This is a messenger RNA of Entrophospora sp. SA101, 996 nucleotides long. NCBI's taxonomy places the organism in Eukaryota, Fungi, Glomeromycota, Glomeromycetes, Entrophosporales, Entrophosporaceae. The record is from the annotation of a GenBank genome assembly.